Messenger RNA from Vitrella brassicaformis, 3396 nucleotides. The record is from the annotation of a GenBank genome assembly. NCBI's taxonomy places the organism in Eukaryota, Vitrellaceae.
GGGACACCCCUUUUCUCUCCUCCACGCAGCGUUCGUUCGUUCUCCAGAUGGUUGGGCUGCGUGCCAUAGCUCUUCUUUGGUGGCUGGGCAGCAGCACCGUGGCCCAGAACUGUACCGAGGAUGCCAAAAUGCUGCAUGAUGCUAUCGGCAAGUUGGAGGCCGACGGCACCCUCACAAAGCCCUUCAUGUGGGGCACUGCUACGGCCGCCUAUCAGGUGCGUCCGCGAGUGGCUUGCGCGGGUGGCUUCUGGUCGUUGAGAUGAGAAUGGUUGGGUCACGUGUGUGUGGGUGUGGGUGUGUGUGUGCAGGUUGAGGGAGGUUGGAAUGAGGGCGGCCGAACACCGAGCCACUGGGACACAUUCACACACAGCAGGGGGAUGGCAAACGUACGCAAGCUGCAUCGCUUAUAGGCCCACCACACGGACACACAGACGUCGACGCAUUACAUGAUUGAUUCCUUUCUCUGUCUGUCUGUGUCUGUCUGUCUGUCUGUGUCUGUCUGUGUCUGUCUGUCUGUCUGUGUCUGUCUGUCUGUCAAUGUGUGUCUGCAGGCGGAUGUGGCUUGUGACUUUUACCACAAGGUGCGUCCAAGGGCGGGGAAGCGACCGACAGCGAGAGAUGCGUGCAUGGGUGUGUGUCUGUGCAGUACCCGGAGGACAUCCAGCUGAUGAAGCGGCUUGGCUUCACACAUUUUCGGUACUCCAUCAGCUGGUCACGUGUGAUGAACGGCAAAUUGAGGAACGAACAAGGUACGUACGGCACGCACAUGCCACCAGUGGUGUGUCUGUGCUGAUCUCUUUGUUGUGUGCUGAUGAAUGUUGGGUGCAGGCAUUCAGUUUUAUCGCACGCUGACGCAAGAGCUGCUGGCGAAUGGUAUUGAACCAGUCGUCACGCUCUACCACUGGGACCUGCCUGCGUGAGCAUGACACCCGCGCUCCGCCCACCAUGCCUGAUCGGCUUUCGUCUGUGUGCCGUCUGAUGGUCUCAGCCACUACGACUGGCGCGAAGAGAGUGUAGUGGAGGCGUUCGCGGACUUUGCCGACAUGAUGUUCUCUGAGCUCCCUGAUGUCAAAUACUGGAUCACGGUGAGGUCAGGCAGGCCAGGCAGGCCCCGAGGGCGAGGACACAGCUUGUGACCGACCAACCAUGCUAAACCUGUCCGUCCAUGUAUUGUAUGCUUUCCAUCCAAUUGUAUGCUUUCCAUCCAUCCAGCUCAACGAGCCGUGGGUCUUUUGUUUCCAAGGAUAUCACUUCGGCUUACGUACGUACUACGGGAUGUGUUGUGUUAACACAUCACACGCAUGGAAGGAAGGACACAUAUAUGGCUCUGUGUGCCCGUUCAGACGCGCCUGGUGCACCCGGGUCUGAGAAAGUCAGUGAUAUGCUCCAUUGCGGCCAUCACGCCCUCCUCGCACACGCCAGGGUGAGUGCGAAAGGACACACACAGAGAGGGAUGACAGACAGCCACCGACAGACGUAACACGCAUUUGUGUUGCCUGGCACUCUUGCAGGCUCAUGGCAUUUGGAAGGAGAGAUACGCCCCCAGUCGGCCGGAUGCACAGCUGGGAAUCACGCUCAAUAGUGACUGGUUUGAGCCUCUCGAUAGCAAUAGUGCAGCAGACCGGGCUCUUUCCGACAAGAAGGUGGACCUGAUGCUGGGCUGGUUCGCCGAGCCUGUAUGUGUGGGAGGGCUGACAGGCACACAAAUAUAGAGACAGACAGACAGACCGCCAUUGUGGUUGCGUGUGGUCAUCAGAUAUACGGCUUAGGCGAUUAUUCAGCAAACGUGAAGGGCUACUUCGGCGGGGCGUUGCCUGUCUUCACAGAGGAAGAGAUCGCCGCUGUGAAGGGCUCCUCUGAUUUCUUUGGCCUCAAUCACUACACGUCCUCGUAAGUGACACACGACACCCAGAGAGAGAGACGACAUGACACACGACACAUCACGCCCACAUGAUUGCAUUGUGCAGGUUCGUCGACUCCACGAGGGGAGAGGGCUUCGAGGCAGAAGUGAGGGCCAGACACGGGGCUCCCAUCGGUGCCAAGGCCGGCUCGGAUUGGCUAUAUAUCGUCCCGUGGGGCUUCAACCGCCUUCUGGCAUACAUCAAACGACGAUGGAAUCCCAAGUCCAUCAUCGUGACAGAGAACGGUCAGCUGCGCCUGCGUACCAGAUGAGGACACACUGACUAAGCUCUCUUGUGCAUCCAUGCAGGAGUGUCUGAUCAUGACAGUGGCGACGGCGACGUAGCUUCUCUGAUCAACGACCACGGCAGGGUCAAGUUCUAUCAAGACUACCUGACAGAGAUGGCCAAGGCGAUCCUAGAGGACGACGUUCCCGUCGUGGGCUACUUUGCCUGGACGCUUUUGGAUAAUUGUCAGUAUGCAGACAAAGACAUACCAUACACACAUACAUUCAUUCAUUGAAUAAAUGUGUGCUGUGCUGUUUGUUUAUACAGUCGAAUGGGAUAAGGGAUAUGUGGAGCGCUUUGGUCUGGUGUAUGUCGACUUCACCGAUCCGGGCCGCCGCAGAGUGGUGAAACAGAGCGCUGAAUACGUCGGGUGAGUGCGUUGACAUGGCAGCACAGAGGACGCGUAUAAGUAACCAUUUACGCAUACGAGUCUCGCCUUUGCGUUUGUAAUGAAUGCAGAGGUUUGAUGGCUCAGGCCGACUCGUGUCGCUGACUGAGAGGCCACGUCGGCGUAUAGGAGCGGACGGUGCAGAUAUAUCGAUGAGAGGGGCGGCAUCGUCUGCCUGUCUGAAAGCUGUUUCUUGUGCUAUGCGCUGCCAAGUUUGCAUGCACAAUUUAGUCUGUCUCACUCACUCACUCACUCUCUCUCUCUCUCAUCUGUCAGUGCAUUCACGUGUGGGCGAUGCAUGCCAUUGUAUGUAUGGGGUGGGUUGUGCUAGUGCAUGCAAUUUUGAAAGCCAGCCGCAGAUGAAUGCUAGUUGUGCGAGCUUCGAAGCAAUCAGAGGGAGCCGUCCCACUGAUAGAGCCGUGCUACCCUACCUAUCUGACGACAUCCUACAGUAUGUCUAUCAAUCAUCCCCCCACCCAUCUGUCCGUAUGGAUUUUGCCAGCUGUUUAUCAUGGGCCAUGAUAGUCCCAAUGGGAUGUGACGGAGACAAUGGGAGACAGAGAGACGCCACUUGCAUUUGCGUCCCCUGCCUGCCCAGAGAUCAUCGCACAUAUUGUGCUGUCACAGUGCUAUGUUACGUCUACGCGAGAGAGACAUACAGAGAUGCAAACUUCAGUGGCGGAAAGAUCAGUCACGUGCCUUCAUCAGGGGCUUCGGUGCAUGGCCAUGGUGAAUGAAUGAGUUGACGGACACAGGUGAAUGGCAAUGUUGAAUGAUCAUCAUGAACGGGCUGCACACAGUGAAUGAUCAUGAAUGGCCAAG